AUGUGGUUCCUAGAAUGGUCAUGUCCAGAUAUAAAUACUAAGUACCGUCCCCUCCAAAUAGUCCUCAAUGGCCUCUCCUGGCUAGGCCUCGUAGAGAAGGACAUCAAAGUCCUCUUUCUCGGACUCGACAACUCCGGCAAGACGACCCUUCUCCACGUCCUCCGGACAGAGCAGAUGGCCGCAAAGCCACAUAAUGCCCAAUCCUGUGAGUCCGCCGAUUUGAAAUAUACAACAUAUACAUCCCCCUCCGGAAAACGCACACGAAGCAUCCACGCAAGACACAUCAACUCACCAACUCACCAACUCACCAACUCACCAACUCACCAACUCACCAACUCACAACACACCCUCACAGCAGCAAAAACCCCCCAAAAACUCACCAUCAGCUCCACACCCAUCACCCCCUACGACUUCGGCGGCCUAAUGUACAAACACACGCCCCAACCCUGGCGCACCGCCACCCACAUCCACCCCAUCAACGCCGUCAUCUUCCUCGUCGACGCACAGGACCACGAACGCUUCCGCCAGGCCAAGGCCGCGCUCGACUCGGCCCUGUCCUUGGAGUGCCUGGCCAGCACCACCACGGUACCCUUCCUCGUGCUAGGGAAUAAGAUCGAUGCCGUUGACGCGGUGAGCGAGGAACAGCUUCGGGCCGAGUUGGGGCUUGAUCGGGGUGGUGGUGCUAGUGGGGCGGAGGGGGGCAGAGGAGGGAGGGAUAGGCCGGUUGGGCUGUUUAUGUGCUCUGUUUUGAGGGGACAAGGUAGGAGGAAGGAAACACCCUAUACCCUCUUACCCGUGCGGACCAGAGGACUGAUCUGA
Pseudovirgaria hyperparasitica is the source of this 819-nucleotide messenger RNA. Its product is annotated as Arf-domain-containing protein. Gene Ontology annotation, cellular component: COPII vesicle coat; endoplasmic reticulum exit site. NCBI's taxonomy places the organism in Eukaryota, Fungi, Ascomycota, Dothideomycetes, Acrospermales, Acrospermaceae. The coding region runs from base 1 to 819 and encodes 272 amino acids. The transcript has 4 exons. The record is from RefSeq and is a predicted model, not a curated record. Gene Ontology annotation, molecular function: GTPase activity; GTP binding. Gene Ontology annotation, biological process: vesicle organization; endoplasmic reticulum to Golgi vesicle-mediated transport; membrane organization.